Messenger RNA from Schizophyllum commune H4-8, 561 nucleotides. RefSeq lists its product as uncharacterized. Lineage: Eukaryota; Fungi; Basidiomycota; Agaricomycetes; Agaricales; Schizophyllaceae. Bases 1 to 561 code for a protein of 186 amino acids. The transcript has a single exon. The record is from RefSeq and is a predicted model, not a curated record.
AUGUUCCCUCGUCGUCUCCUCUUUCACCUUCGCCUCCUUGUACUCUUACGCCGCACUGCAGCUGCUGUCUGCUUUCGUCAUCGCAUCGAGAUCUACAAGCUAUCAUAUGUAGCCCAUCCACUCCUUGUACUCUGUACACGCCCCGGAAUAGAGCUGGCCCUUCCAAACGCACCUCCGAUCGCACACCUGCCUAAUCGAACAUCGCCCACCUGCUCGCGAACAUCGCCGCUGAGUCCCAACUCGGCAUCAAAGAGCCUUCCGUCUUCAAAUUCGCCCUUCUCGCCACACUUCUCCGGCCGCCCCGGCCGGUCUUCCCCAAGCGACGCCGUUCCGAAUCCCCAUCCUGCCUACAAUGAAGUCGACUUAUAUGCCCUUAGUGAAUCGUUUACGCGCGUCCGUCUAACAUAUCCGUUCGCGUACGUAUACAGUGCCGCCGUCCCUUCUGCGACCGCCGCCCCGCCCAUGUUCAAAGAUUCGGACCGGCCCGCGCCCAAGGCCUCGGACCCACCCGUCCUCAUUGACACCCCGCUCUUAAUGACUAGGACUCCCCGCCCUUUUUGA